Messenger RNA from Elgaria multicarinata webbii, 5898 nucleotides. It is a transcript of the gene RAPGEF1, whose product is annotated as Rap guanine nucleotide exchange factor 1. Bases 80 to 3739 code for a protein of 1219 amino acids. Lineage: Eukaryota; Metazoa; Chordata; Lepidosauria; Squamata; Anguidae. Gene Ontology annotation, molecular function: guanyl-nucleotide exchange factor activity. The transcript is spliced from 26 exons. The record is from RefSeq and is a predicted model, not a curated record. Gene Ontology annotation, biological process: positive regulation of GTPase activity; Ras protein signal transduction. Gene Ontology annotation, cellular component: plasma membrane.
CGCCCUCCUCGUCAGCCGGGCUGGGCCUUGGAGCUCUCCGGCGGGCGGGAUCGGAGCCCAGCCCCGGCGCGGCUGCGACAUGUCCGGCAAGAUCGAGAAAGCAGACUCUCAGCGCUCCCACCUGUCCUCAUUCACCAUGAAGUUGAUGGACAAGUUCCAUUCGCCGAAAAUCAAGCGGACGCCAUCCAAGAAAGGGAAGCAGCCUGACCUCGUGGUGAAGACCCCUGAGAAGGUGGUGAACAAGAAUCUCACCUGGCUGGAGGAGAAAGAGAAGGACGUGGUGAGCGCCCUGCGCUAUUUUAAGACCAUCGUCGACAAAAUGGCGAUCGAUAGCAAGGUUCUGGAGAUGCUCCCGGGAUCCGCCAGCAAAGUGCUGGAGGCCAUCUUGCCCCUGGUCCAGGCGGACCCACGGAUUCAACAGAGUUCUGCCAUCUCGUCCUGCUACAGCCGUGUGUACCAGAGCCUGGGCAAUUUGAUCCGUUGGUCCGAUCAGGUGAUGCUUGAGGGCAUCAACUCCGAAGACAAAGAGGUGGUGAACACGGUGAAAGGAGUCAUUAAGGCUGUUCUGGAUGGAGUCAAGGAGCUGGUCAAGCUCACCAUUGAGAAGCAAGAGCACCCGUCUCCAACUAGCCCAGUCAAGCCCAGUUUACCUCCGUCUACCUCGGACAGCCCGUCUGAGCUUCCCUUGACGGAUCGCGAGAUGGAGAUUCUCAACAAGACAACGGGGAUGGCUCAGACCUCCGAGGGGAUGGCCGACUCCACGGACGAAGAAGUAGCCCCUCCCAAGCCCCCCCUCCCUUGCAUCCGGGUGGCGGAAAACAGUCCUCCCCCUGCGUUGCCACCUAAGAAACGUCAGUCAGCACCGUCGCCUACUAGAGUAGCCGUUGUGGCACCCAUGAGCCGGACAACUAGCGGAUCCAGUUUACCCAUUGGCAUCAACCGACAGGACUUUGACGCGGACUGCUACGCUCAGCGGAGGCUGUCGGGGGGCAGCCAGUCCUACGGCGGGGAGUCCCCCCGCCUCUCGCCGUACAACAGCAUGGGCAAGCUCAGCAAGUCGGACGAGCAGCUGUCCUCGCUGGAUUGCGACAGCGGGCAGUGCUCCCGGAACACAAGCUGUGAAACGUUAGAUCAUUACGAUCCAGAUUACGAGUUCCUACAGCAGGACCUUUCCAACGCCGCCGACCAGCUACCUCAGCAGGUGACCGGAGCCCUCAGCCCGUUGCCGGAGGCCCUGGGGGAAUCCGGCUCCCCUUUCCACGGACGCACUUUCCAGCUGCCGGAGCAUGGCAGCCCCUCGGCGGCCCCGCAGACGGCCGAGACCCCGCCGGCCCUGCCGGAGAAGAAGAGAAGGGGGACGGCCGCCCCUCCGUUCGACACCUCCGGCUGCCGGGUCUUGUUUGAGAGGCAUCCCUCACAGUACGACAACAUUUCGGAGGACGACCUGCACAACCCUGCCUUGCUCCCGUCGAUGCCCUUCACGCCUUUUGCCGCCGUGCUGCCCUUCCAGCCGGGGAAUUCUCCCGCACCCGUCGACUUCCUGUCUGACUUCGCCGCCCCGGGUUCCGUGGGGGACUCCGAGAAGCCGCCGCCGCUGCCAGAGAAGAAGAACAAACACAUGAUGGCCUACAUGCAGUUUGUCGAAGACUACUCUGAGCCCCAGCCUUCCAUGUUCUACCAGACGCCGCAGAACGAACACAUUUAUCAGCAGAAGAAUAAGCACCUGAUGGAGGUUUACGGGUUCAACGACUCCUUCAGCAGCGCAGACUCCGGCCAGGAUCUGGCCCCGCCUCCUGCCCUCCCGCCAAAACAGAGGCAGCUGGCCUCUUUUGCCGCCUCCUCCUUCUCUUCUGUCUCCUACUGUGUCCAGCCACCUAAAGUGCCCUUCGCCCCCGAGGACCUCGGCACCGCUCAGGGCCUCAGUAUGUCCGUCUCUAAUUCCUUCCUCCACCAGCACAGCUCCUUCCCUGUGCACUCGUACAAAUCGGUGUUCAGGUCUUACUCCCAAGACUUUGUGCCUCGAAACCAAGUCUCCAUCCCUCCUUUUCUCUCAUCUACCUCUGCCACUUCCUCCCCGCCUCUGCCUUUUCCGCCCAUGCACCAGUCUCCGAACGCCGACCCGGCGGCCGCCCAGCCGCUCCGCGCUGUGGACGGGGCCUCUUCUCCUCCUCCUCCUCCUCCUUCUCAGGAGAGCAGCUUUAAUGGGACUGCUUCUGUCUGCCUUCCUUCCGAAACCUCUUUCACUGAUUCUCUCCAGACAUCUUCGAGUGAAAACGCCGGUGAGGAGGCUGGGGAGGGUGAAUACGUCAAUCUAUAUUCCUCCAGCCAAAGCAACGGGGAACUCCCUCACUCUGAAGGAGAGUCCCCGGCCAUCAGAGACGGUCACGUGAAGGACUCCGCCUCGCUGAGCAGUGCCCCGGGGAAGGAAAACCACGAUGAGAGCGAAAGGCAGCAGAAGUCGCCGGAAUCUUUGGCGUCCUCCCAGCUGGAAGAGGAAGUGGAUGAAUUGUCCCUCAUUGACCACAGUGAAAUCAUGGCCAGGCUGACGCUGAAGCAGGAGGGAGACGACGGACCGGAUGUUCGUGGAGGGUCAGGGGACAUUCUCUUGGUCCACGCGACGGAGACCGACAGAAAAGAUCUGGUGCUGUACUGUGAAGCCUUUUUGACUACGUACCGAACUUUCAUCACUCCCGAAGAACUCAUCAAAAAGUUGCAAUACAGAUAUGAGAAAUUCUGCCACUGUCCAGACAACUUUAAGAAGCGGGUCAGCAAAAACACUUUCUUCGUCCUGGUCCGAGUGGUGGACGAGCUGUGUUUGGUAGAGCUGACGGAGGAGAUCCUCAAGCUGCUCAUGGACCUGGUGUUCCAUUUAGUCUGCAAUGGGGAGCUCAGCCUCGCCAGAGUCUUGCGCAAAAACAUCCUCGACAAAGUCGAUCAGAAAAAAAUGCUCCGAUACACGAACUCGAUCAAACCUCUUGCAGCCCGUUGGGUAGCAGCCAGGCCCGGCACCCUCCAUGACUUCCACAGCCAUGAGAUAGCUGAGCAGCUGACCCUCCUGGACGCAGAGCUGUUCUAUAAGAUUGAGAUCCCUGAAGUCUUACUUUGGGCCAAAGAGCAGAACGAAGAAAAAAGCCCCAAUUUGACGCAGUUCACCGAGCACUUUAAUAACAUGUCCUACUGGGUCCGCUCGAUCAUUAUGCAACAGGAGAAAGCGCAAGACCGGGAGAGGUUGCUUCUUAAGUUUAUAAAGAUCAUGAAGCACUUACGGAAGCUCAACAACUUCAACUCCUACUUGGCCAUUCUCUCCGCGCUGGAUUCGGCACCGAUCCGUCGGCUGGAGUGGCAGAAACAAACCUCGGAGGGCCUGGCGGAGUACUGCACCCUGAUUGAUAGCUCUUCCUCCUUCCGUGCUUAUCGAGCUGCCCUUUCAGAGGUGGAGCCGCCUUGCAUACCUUACUUGGGCCUGAUAUUACAAGACCUGACCUUUGUCCACCUGGGGAAUCCAGACUACAUUGACGGCAAAGUCAACUUCUCCAAGCGUUGGCAACAGUUCAACAUCCUGGACAGCAUGAGGUGCUUCCAACAGGUGCAUUACGACAUCAAACGGAAUGAUGACAUCAUCUCGUUCUUCAACGAUUUCAGUGACCAUCUGGCUGAGGAGGCCUUGUGGGAACUCUCGCUCAAAAUCAAACCUCGAAACAUAACGAGGCGAAAGACAGACAGGGAGGAGAAAACCUAGAGGCGGGGAGGGUACCCGGAGGUUGUGGGCGUAAAGGGUUGCUGGGUGCUUGCACGGACGGCAGCCACACAAGACUUGGACCUGUGUCUGGCCAAUUCUCCUCUCCCCUCCUGGGCCAACCCCAGGUGUUGGGUUGUCUCAGCGAUGAGGCUGUGACCGUUGGGCGUUGCUGCCUUCCCAUCAGGCUGCGGGAGAGAGCUGCCAAGGCCUUCUGCUCUCCUGCUGCUCUGUGCCAUAGAUCAGCGUUUUGGUCCUGAAUAAGAGAGAGCACUGGAGAAUGGUGGAUCAGUGCCAGCGUGUUCCCACUUUGCCAAAUCUGAAGUUUUACUUGUGCUCUGGGAGAGAGCGAGAGAGACCCUUGCUUCUGUUUCCGUGCGCUACAAGAGGAGGAGAGAAAAGUGAAGUGGCCGUACCUUGCGCUGAACCACAUCCAGCUUGUGUGUAGCCCACCCAACCACGCAGGAUGGAAAAGCGUUGGUCGUCAGGGAUGUUUCCCCGUUACAUCCCCAAAGAGGACCAUCUCAUUAUUUUUCCACCCAAGAACACGAGGGAAAUGGGGGUGAUGUUACAUUCUCCCCUGAAGAGUUUGUGUUUACAGGGAUAUAUAACCGAAUGCCCCCAUCACCAAGAUGGAAAAGAGAGGCAGCUCCCUUCCUGGCAAUGUGCUCGUCCCCAAAUCCACGUAGAUCUUCAACUCAACUGGGAAUCUCUCUUCCUCUUUGACUCGGGAAACUGGGAUCGCCGAGAUCCUGUGGCAUCCAUCCCCUUGUCCCCGCUGCGGGGGCCAAGGGGGGGGCGUAUAAUUUAGUGAUGGUACUAGCUGUAACACAGUAAAUAUGUAGAAAACGAGGCCGUCUGUACAUAGGACUCUCUAGGCGCCAUUGGUCUCUUUUUGUUUUGAUGCAUGUCUGAAUUGCCAAUGGAUUUUUAAGAGGAAACUUUAAAAGUGCAAAGCAAUGUGUAUAGGAAAAACAAACCUCUACUGUGUGAAAACGGCAUCCAAGGUGUCAGGAUGAAGGAGGCUUGAAUGGUGUCAGCAGCUGAAGUCAAGUUAGGGCAUGAGGCACAGGAUCGAAACGCCCCCUCUAAUUAGCAUGGGGCCCCACAAUGGACUGGAACGUUCUUCUGUGUAAAAGACCGUCUCCCACGUUACGGCACUCCAAAUCGGCCACACGAGGCCGGCUGCUUCACCUUGCAUCAGAAAACGCCCACCUGUCCCAAGUGGAUUCCUUCUGAAGGGGAAAUGCUGGGGAUUUGUAGCAGGGAUGGAAGACGGGAAUCGCUACAUGGGUUCCAUCUUCGUCUCCUACACACUCCGGGAAGUGCUAUCGAAACCCCUUUUGGGGACAUCGCUGUUGGAUAGAUUUGCUGCUGCAUCUUGUACUGGAAAGUCUUCCUUCAAAAUAAAUAAAUGCCUUUUUAGUAUGGUCAGUUUAGCAUCAGCAUGCUGUAAUGCUGGCGUACACUCAAAGUGGUGGCCUGGGGGAUUGGAGGUGGGAUGUAGGAGUCUUACGUUCAGGCUGAGUAGCAGACGUUUCUGCUCCAGAGUUCCUCCCCUGAACCCGUGACAACAGCAUUCAACAUUGCUGAGUGACAUGCUCAGACUGCUUGCAUCGAUUACAAAUGGGAUUGGGAUAAUCGUAGCUCGGUGAGGAAAACUCUGCAAGGGCCUGCUUUGUACUCGCUUUCUUGCCUGAUCCUUUCCCCCGCCGCCUAUCCUCCAUGUGUCGCUCUCGCCAACACCUUGCAUUUCUUGACAAGUCAUAGUUCCUUUUAGUUCCGCCGCCUUCACUCGAUCUCCUCUCCACUUGAGUGCGGGCUCCCAAAGAUAAGACCUCAUUUUCCUGCACUCUCAGAUUACAUGCGGACUCCCAGAGCUGUCAACGGACAGCCCAAAGUCCCAGAAACUCUCGCCUCUUUUUCCAGCCAGGAGAUGACGUCAGAUUGGGGAAUCAAAGUCCUCCUGGAGACACCACAUGUCCAGAGUUCGCCAACAUAUCUUUGCGGUGAACGGCUCUUUGGCUGUCAUGCACCAGAGCCUGUUCCCUUUUAGUGAAAUUCAUGCCUGCCUCAAGGAAAGAUCCUCCCUAUAUAAUACACCGACACCUUAGUUCUCUCCUGCCCAGUACUGUGGCAACUGGGGCCUCAGGGGAAUUAAA